Messenger RNA from Linum trigynum, 1162 nucleotides. Lineage: Eukaryota; Viridiplantae; Streptophyta; Magnoliopsida; Malpighiales; Linaceae. The record is from the annotation of a GenBank genome assembly.
AAGCAAUGCCAAGAAAGUAAUUCAUCCCACCUAGCCAGCAUGUUUUGAAAGCACAAGUCUCUUCUUCCCAUUGAAACUAUAGGUGGUCCUGUGAUAACUACGGUAGCCUGUUAGUUUUGGAGAUACAAGCCAAUUUUGAUGCAUCAUCGGGAACAACCUGAAAGAAAAUUACAAAGAGCUUGUGACUAUCAAAACAAAUAAACCAAACAUAAAAAAGUCACAGUUUCCAUUUGCAGGAAAUGGAAAGGAAAAGAAAGGAAAAACCAAUGCAGAAAAUUUUCUCUUACUCCCAAGAUCAUCGCCAACUAGCAGGACAUGAUUAACAUCGUAUAGACUGCGUAUUUGCAUUAUUAGUGCCCAAUAUUUUACUCUGACAUAUAUGGGAGGACUAUAUGUGUUCUGGAUGUUUAGUUUGAGCCAUAAAAGAAUAUAAGUCCUCCAGGAUCCGUUCAAACAGCAAAGAUGGAGGAACCCUCUGAUUUGGACAGUGAGAGACUUAAGAGGCCAUGAAAUUGUCGACUUUGGAUCAUUGUGGUGGCAGUUUGGUUUCUGCUCAUGAUCUGAAGGAAACAACAUCAGAUUAUUCCACUAGUACAGAUGAAAUGGUGGGCUCGUGCAGCUUUAACAGCCAUGCUUCUUCAGAUGUAAUCCAGUCUGAUAAUAAAAACGUCUUCAGCAAUAUUGAAGGUUUGGCAUUGCAAACUGGAAUUCUCGAUGCUGAGGAAGAAGUAUGCAUUGAUCAUAACAUUGAGGCUGUAUCUACUGUCCGCGUGAGGGAGUCCAUGGAUGCAUCCCAGAGCUCCAGUAGCAGCAGAAUAAUCUCCAUGGUGGUAACAUCUGCACCAAGCACCGCAAGAACAAGAGAAGCAAAUAAGAGACCAGCCGACUCAAACAUUUCCAGGAAAACUAUCCCAACAAAGUUACUGCAUAAAAAAAAAGUUACUGCAUAAAUCAUCACAAAGCCUCCAACAAGUUAAUAAUUUUUAACAACCAUAUUAAAAUAUAAAUUCUUGAUAUUGCCUUGUGCCAAUCACUGCCAAAUAAUCCUUAACAGCACCCAUGCCCCUCCUGAUUAUUAAUUUUCAAUUGACAAAAAGACAAUGCUAACGUAACUACUCAGUUGAGUGAGAAAAGACGACUCCAAUAAAUCUUACAAAUUAGA